Aureococcus anophagefferens is the source of this 437-nucleotide messenger RNA. RefSeq lists its product as hypothetical. Lineage: Eukaryota; Pelagophyceae; Pelagomonadales; Pelagomonadaceae. Gene Ontology annotation, molecular function: methyltransferase activity. The record is from RefSeq and is a predicted model, not a curated record. The annotation marks the transcript as partial. Gene Ontology annotation, biological process: rRNA processing. The transcript has a single exon.
CGCGUCGAGAUCCAUAUUGCGGGGCGGCAACCAAACAAAAAAGACUGGGAGGCCCAGGCCGUCGACGAAUACGCGACGCGCCUGCGCGGCACCGUCGACGUGACGACGACGUGGUACAAGACCGGCGCGAGCCUCGAGAAGCGGCUCGGCGCGCUCGCGCCCGUCGUCUGCCUCGACCCGCGCGGCGAAAAAGCCGACAGCGAGCGCUUCGCGGAGUUGCUCUUCGACGGCCUCGACGCGGGCGGCUCGCGCAUGCACGUCGCCAUCGGCCCCGCCGAGGGCUUCUCCGACGAGCUCCGGCGGUCUUCGACGCUGCUGAGCCUGUCAGAGCUCACGUUCCCGCACCAGGUCGCGCGCGUGCUCCUCGCGGAGCAGAUCUACCGCGCGGCCGAGAUCCGCCGCGGGAGCGGCUACCACAAGUAACUAGGCGUCGGCGC